UGGAUUUCUCAGACUCUAAUGUCCUGUGAAUCUUGGUGAAUGUAUUCUGGGCAGAGAAUAUGCUUUCUGUGGAAAUCUGUGGGCUUCCACACCACGCCUGCUGUUAGAAAGGCCGUAUGAGAUAAUACGAUGGUCCUGAGUGGAGGACACAGGUGUCAGAUGUGGUGCUGGCUCUGACGCUGAUGCUUGGAUCGUAAGUGACAUGAAAGACAGAGGAGUUCGUUUAACCAAGGAGAGUUAGUGAGGGCCUCCAACCUGAAAGACUUGAUACCAGAAACAGCCCAGCGGAAAUCCCUGACAUGUGCAAAGAAUCUGACCAAGAUCUCCCAGAGUCACCACGCCCUUCCAAAGUCCGCACAGGCUCCUGACUCACCUUGCUAAUAAGAAUCCUAUGUGGCUACAAAUUUUGGGAAGAAUUGGCCCAUGGCAAAGGCCAAACACAUAGUAACAAAAACCAAUGGAGGACUUAUUUUCUCUUUUCCAGACCAAAGGCUUCCAAUUCUCCUAACUCUUUCCUGAUGGAGGGUUUUGUUGACCAUCCGAGGCUGAAUGCUGGCUGUCAAGCUCCCUCCAACUGGGGGCCUCAGGAUUCCCAUGAGCCCUCCCAGAAGAGUCUUCAUCUUUUCGUCCUAUAUUUUCUUUAUAAUCUGAGCAUAUGGCACAGUCCUGCAUACACAGCAGAUGUUUGAUAUACAUGUGGUGAAUUUCACUGUCUUGUCCAUUUGGCCAGUAUAUCACAGGUCACUCCAUCGGUGGUCAGAGCUCUUCCUACAAAUAUUGGAUGAGCACCUGCUCUGUGCCUGGGGUGAUCCUAGGUCUCUUGGACACGUCAGCAUGUAGAGCAGGUGCAUGCAUGGCUCUGCCCUGUGAGGCUUAUGUCAGUCACAGUGGUGUUCUACCCACCCCAUAUAAUUGCUUAUUAGCCUUGAUUAAGUCCCCAGAGCCUUUUUACAUAUUUAUCUUAGUUUGUUCCGUGGCAACCCUAUGAUACAGUUAUUAUUAUUUCCAGAUGAGAGUUGAGAAAGCCGAGGUCCAGCAAGAUUAAAUGAUUAACCCAUGGUCAUGCAGCUGUGAGUGCCCCAGUUGAAACUCAAGCUCAAGUCUUUUCGUGUUGUCUAAACCUGUGCUACAACUCGCCUCAUCAAAGUCUCCCACUGAGCUUUGCAAAAUAAUUAGGUGAUCCCCUAGUCAUCAUUCUUUCUUUACAAGGAAAUCCUGAUUUUGUUUUUUAUCCUGCCUCCUCAUAGGUGAAAGCCAUGCCUAUCUAAGAAUUACCCCCCUUCCCCCCAAAAAAAGCAAUUCCAAGGGAAGGCAGAACCCCUAAAAUUGCUGCUAAGUAUCAGCAGCAUUCAUCUCAAGUGUUACUCAACUGAGAUCUUCACAUGUGAUCUCAAUCAAGGAAAAGAAGAACUGCUCCAAACGAUAUUUUUCUGAAGACUUGCAAAACUUCAGAAGCUAAGCCUAUUUGAAACAGGAAGCUGUGUUGUUUCCUACCUUACUAAUGUCUCUGGUGGUAUCAGAUGGUAUCUCUGUUUCACGACUGGCAAGACCUAAGCUAUCACUGGAUGCAUAAAGGACUUUGCUCAAUUAGCAGGGACAAGAAAAAUGGAAACCUCGGUCAAUGGGAUUGAGACUGGCAGUGAUGCUGUGGAGACUACACCCUAUGACUACGAGUUGGCAACGCCAUGUAUAAAGGUCAAUGUCAAGGAUGUGGGGGCCCACUUCCUGCCCCCACUGUAUUCCCUGGUGUUUGGCGUUGGUCUGCUGGGCAAUGUAGCCGUGGUGGUGAUCCUCACAAAAUACAAGAGGCUCCGAAUUAUGACCAACAUCUACCUGUUCAAUUUGGCCAUUUCUGACUUGCUCUUCCUAUUCACGCUGCCAUUCUGGAUUCACUAUAUUUUGCGGAAGGAGUGGGGUUUUGGCCACCAUAUAUGUAAAUUCCUCUCUGGGCUCUACUACCUGGGCUUGUACAGUGAGAUCUUCUUCAUCAUCCUGUUGACCAUAGACCGGUAUCUGGCCAUUGUCCAUGCUGUAUUUGCCCUUCGAACCCGGACCAUCACUUUUGGUAUCAUCACCAGUGUCUUCACCUGGAUCCUGGCAGGGCUAGCAGCCCUCCCUGAAUUUAUCUUCUAUGAGUCCCAAGAGGAGUUUGGAGAUGUGGUCUGCAGUCCUCUUUACCCAAAGAAUGGAGAAAAUACCUGGAAGCUUUUCCAUGCCCUUAGGAUGAAUAUUUUGGGUCUUGCUCUGCCUCUGCUCAUUAUGGUUGUCUGCUACUCAGGAAUCAUUAAAACACUGCUGAGAUGCCCCAGUAGAAAAAAAUACAAGGCCAUCCGGCUCAUUUUUGUCAUCAUGGUGGUCUUCUUCAUCUUCUGGACACCCUACAACCUGGUUCUCCUUCUCCUUGCUUUUCAAAUAAACCUGGAGGCCAGCUGUGAACAGAGCAAACAGCUGGACCUGGCCCUGCUGGUGACGGAGGUGAUCGCCAAUUCACACUGCUGCGUCAACCCCGUAAUCUAUGCCUUUGUUGGCGAGAGGUUCCAGAAGCACCUCCGCCACUUUUUCCACAGACAUGUGGCCAUCUACCUGAGCAAAUUCAUCCCAUUUAUUCCUAGUGAAAGAAUGGAAAGAACCAGCUCUGUCUCCCCAUCAACGGGAGAGCAGGAACUCUCUGCUGUAUUUUAGGUCAGAUGCAGAACAUUGUCUGAAGAAGAUGAAGCAAAUACAUUGACCUCUAUACCAGUCCUUUGAACUUCCAGCACAGCACUGAAGCUCUGAAGACAUUAAAAUAUAUACACAAUGGUGGAGGUAUAUCUAUGCACCCCAAAGUCAUUACCAAAGGUCAAUGGUUGGGCAGUGACUCGUGGUCAACCCUGAAGAGCAGAGCUUUGCUUGAUUCUCUCAAGAGUUACAUACAUUUUAAUGCACCUGAAGUUAGAUAGUUACUAUAUGCAGCUACAAACAAGUAAAGCUUAUCUUCUUUUACUUCAGCCAGUUAUUGACAUAAAGGAAACAUAUUUCACAAAAUACAAUAAAUCGAUUACAUUCCUUCUAAA
Sus scrofa (pig) is the source of this 3053-nucleotide messenger RNA. It is a transcript of the gene CCR3, whose product is annotated as C-C motif chemokine receptor 3. NCBI's taxonomy places the organism in Eukaryota, Metazoa, Chordata, Mammalia, Artiodactyla, Suidae. Gene Ontology annotation, biological process: immune response; inflammatory response; calcium-mediated signaling. Gene Ontology annotation, molecular function: C-C chemokine receptor activity; C-C chemokine binding. The record is from RefSeq and is a predicted model, not a curated record. Gene Ontology annotation, cellular component: membrane; external side of plasma membrane; cytoplasm.